AUGACAUAUUUUCUUGAUUUAUUUUUGUUAAGUUUAGUGGUGGGUUUGGUGGGGGUUGCUUCUAAUCCGGCGCCGUAUUUUGCCGCUUUAGGCUUAGCUGUGGCGGGAGGGGUAGGAUGUGGGGUUUUAGUGGGGCAUGGUGGGUCGUUAGUUGGUUUAAUAUUAUUUUUAAUCUAUUUGGGGGGAAUGUUAGUGGUGUUUGCAUACUCAGCGGCUUUGGCCGCUGAGCCUUUUCCUGAGACGUGGGGGGCAGGAUCGGUAAAGGUUUAUGUUUUGAUGUAUUUGUUUGGGGUGGGGGUCGCAGUGUGGUGGUUUUGGGGUGGAUAUGGGGGGUAUUGGGUUAUUGAUGAGUUUAAAGACUUUUUUAUAGUGCGGGGGGAUAUUGGUGGAAUUUCUUUAAUGUAUUCUGUUGGUGGGGGGAUGUUAGUGGUGUGUGCGUGAGUAUUAUUGUUGUGUCUUUUUGUGAUUUUGGAGCUAACUCGUGGUUUAAGUCGGGGAGCUCUUCGGGCGGUUUAG
Molecule: messenger RNA, 516 nt
Organism: Ictalurus furcatus (blue catfish)
Lineage: Eukaryota; Metazoa; Chordata; Actinopteri; Siluriformes; Ictaluridae
Source: the annotation of a RefSeq genome assembly